This is a messenger RNA of Mizuhopecten yessoensis (Yesso scallop), 1444 nucleotides long. RefSeq lists its product as uncharacterized. The record is from RefSeq and is a predicted model, not a curated record. NCBI's taxonomy places the organism in Eukaryota, Metazoa, Mollusca, Bivalvia, Pectinida, Pectinidae. The transcript has 2 exons. The coding region runs from base 1 to 645 and encodes 214 amino acids.
AUGUCUGACUAUAAAUUGUCCUCUGGUUUGUUUAGAACGGAGGGUGACAAUGCCAUCUCUAACAGAAGGCCGUCACCAAGGGAACUUGGCCGUUUGUCUCGUCUGGUCGAUGCAUCCAGCUGUGAGUGCCUUUUUGUUGAGCUUGGUCUUCCUUACCCAGAGAUCCAGACCACCAAAUGGGAGUCACAAAGCUUGGCGGGAAUCACACUGAUUACAAAGAUGUUUCUCAAAUGGACAAACACUUACCCGAAUCAGACGUUCCAGGACAUCCAGCGAGCUAUGAUGGCGGUUAACUUGGCAGCUGAUAGUGUCUGCGAAGUGUUAGAAACUGAAGAGGAAUCACAUGAUCAAGAUAUGGUCCCAAGCGAUGUCUGUAAUAGAACCCCGACUAAUGCUGAGAUAAAGAAAAUCGUCACCAAUGUUGGCAGCACGUUCUUCAACCUGUGCAUUGAGCUCGGAUUGCCACCUCCAAUAAUAGAGCAGCAUGAACUUGGCCAUCCUGUCACAUUCCAGGCAAGAAUGAGUGCUCUCCUCUGGUAUUGGAUAGAUACAUUCAAGUCGGAGGCAACCAUUGGCAGGUUGUUAACCGCGAUGAAGGUUUGUCGGAUGGACUGGCAUACAACAGCGAAGAUUUGGUCACCAUGAUUAGGAAGAAAAGUAUGAACGUGUGAAAAAUAUUCAUGUCACUCUGGACAUUCACACACAUUACUUCUCACAUAUACAUAUAUAAGAUAGAUAUAUGUUUUAACAGGUUCACUGACACUUUCAGCCGAACCUUAUAACACAAUGUUAGUGGAACAAGAUGUUUUUUCUCAUAGAAAUGUUACUUACAACAAAGUACUAACAUUUAACAGUUCAGACAACACAACAGAACGAAACAAAGUUGUGUUUUGUAUAUGCGUGUGAUUUACCCAAUUUUCAUGGUGACUUUUUUACAAUUUAAAAUGAAUCUCCGAUGAGGAUUUUAUUAUUCCAGAUAUCUUUAUAUAUAGCUUUUCAUACUUUUAUUCGCAAUUCUCUUCCUUGCUGGUGAUUCGGAAGGAAAAGCAUUAUUUAAAAAGCCCGAAACUGAAAAUAUCCUUUUAUCAGGACUACAGCUAAUAAGAAUGGUUCAUAUGGUGAAGUUGUUAUACCAUCAUGUGAAAAUAACGAAAUUGAAUUAUCAACGAAACAUAGGCUGUCUGAUUUUGUUAUUUACUUUGCUAUUGAGCCUCUAUGCACCAAUCGGUGAGAGAUAGUUUUAACUAUUUAUUGAUUUGAUUUUCAAUUUUUAUGUACAUGUAGAUGUCAAAAAUUGUGUGAUUUUGCAACUGUGUAUUUUUAUUAUGAGUUUUGAAUAUUACGUCACAUGCUUAGAACAUAUUACUUGUGAAAUCUUCCAUUUUAUAUACAGCAGAUGUGAAUUGUUAUUUUCAUUUCAACAUAUUUUAUUGACAUAAAAGAA